Messenger RNA from Knipowitschia caucasica, 414 nucleotides. NCBI's taxonomy places the organism in Eukaryota, Metazoa, Chordata, Actinopteri, Gobiiformes, Gobiidae. The record is from the annotation of a GenBank genome assembly.
AUGUCUAUCUUUUUUGACCUGUCCCGAGGUACAUGGGUUGGAGUGAUCACAGGUACGUGGGUUGUAGUGAUCGCAGGUACAUGGGUUGGAGUGAUCACAGGUACGUGGGUUGGAGUGAUCGCAGGUACAUGGGUUGGAGUGAUCACAGGUAAAUGGGUUGGAGUGAUCACAGGUGCAUGGGUUGGAGUGAUCACAGGUACAUGGGUUGGAGUGAUCACAGGUACAUGGGUUGGAGUGAUCACAGGUCCAUGGGUUGGAGUGAUCGCAGGUACAUGGGUUGGAGUGAUCACAGGUACGUGGGUUGGAGUGAUCGCAGGUACAUGGGUUGGAGUGAUCACAGGUCCAUGGGUUGGAGUGAUCACAGGUACGUGGGUUGGAGUGAUCGCAGGUACAUGGGUUGGACCACAUAGGUAG